This is a messenger RNA of Emys orbicularis (European pond turtle), 3431 nucleotides long. It is a transcript of the gene MAPK6, whose product is annotated as mitogen-activated protein kinase 6. The transcript is spliced from 5 exons. Lineage: Eukaryota; Metazoa; Chordata; Testudines; Emydidae. Gene Ontology annotation, molecular function: MAP kinase activity; ATP binding. Gene Ontology annotation, cellular component: nucleus; cytoplasm. Bases 1 to 2166 code for a protein of 721 amino acids. Gene Ontology annotation, biological process: intracellular signal transduction; protein phosphorylation. The record is from RefSeq and is a predicted model, not a curated record.
AUGGCAGAAAAGUUUGAAAGUCUCAUGAACAUUCAUGGUUUUGAUCUGGGCUCUCGAUAUAUGGACUUGAAACCACUGGGCUGUGGUGGAAAUGGCUUAGUUUUUUCUGCUGUCGAUAAUGACUGUGAUAAAAGAGUGGCUGUCAAGAAAAUUGUCCUCACAGAUCCUCAGAGUGUUAAACAUGCUCUACGUGAGAUUAAAAUUAUUAGAAGACUUGACCAUGAUAACAUUGUGAAAGUAUUUGAAAUUCUUGGUCCCAAUGGAAGCCAGUUAACGGAUGAUGUGGGCUCCCUUACGGAACUGAACUGUGUUUACAUUGUUCAAGAGUACAUGGAGACGGAUCUGGCUAACCUGUUAGAGCAGGGCCCUUUACUGGAAGAACAUGCCAGGCUUUUCAUGUACCAGCUGCUACGUGGGCUCAAGUAUAUUCACUCUGCAAACGUUCUGCACAGAGAUCUCAAACCAGCUAAUCUUUUCAUUAAUACUGAAGACUUGGUGCUGAAGAUUGGCGACUUUGGUCUUGCACGGAUCAUGGAUCCUCAUUAUUCCCAUAAGGGCCAUCUUUCUGAGGGAUUGGUUACUAAAUGGUACAGAUCACCCCGUCUCUUACUUUCUCCUAACAACUACACUAAAGCCAUUGACAUGUGGGCUGCAGGUUGCAUCUUUGCUGAAAUGCUGACUGGGAAAACCCUCUUUGCAGGUGCACAUGAACUUGAACAGAUGCAGCUGAUUUUAGAGUCAAUUCCUGUUGUGCAUGAGGAGGACCGUCAGGAGCUUCUCAGUGUAAUCCCAGUUUACAUUAAAAAUGAUAUGACUGAGCCGCACAAACCUUUAACACAGCUGCUUCCAGGCAUCAGUCCUGAAGCACUGGACUUCCUGGAGCAAAUUUUGACAUUUAGUCCCAUGGAUCGAUUGACAGCAGAAGAAGCUUUGUCCCAUUCUUAUAUGAGCAUUUACUCCUUUCCAACGGAUGAGCCCAUUUCAAGUCAUCCUUUUCACAUUGAAGAUGAGGUUGAUGAUAUUCUGCUCAUGGAUGAAAGUCACAGCCAUAUUUAUAAUUGGGAAAGAUACCAUGAAAGUCAGUUUUCAGAUCAUGACUGGCCUAUUCAUAAUAACUUUGAAGCUGAUGAAGUUCAGCGUGAUCCAAGGGCUCUUUCUGAUGUCACUGAUGAGGAAGAAGUGCAAGUAGAUCCUCGCAAAUAUUUGGAUGGAGAUCGUGAAAAGUAUCUGGAGGAUCCUGCUUUUGACACACACUUCUCUACUGAGCCUUGCUGGCAAUAUCCCGACCACCAUGAAAACAAGUACUGUGAUCUGGAAUGUAGCCACACUUGUAAUUACAAAAUGAGGUCAUCUUCAUACCUAGAUAACUUAGUUUGGCGAGAUAGUGAAGUUAACCAUUACUAUGAGCCCAAGCUUAUUAUAGAUCUUUCUAACUGGAAGGAGCAGAGCAAAGAAAAGUCUGAUAAGAAAGGCAAGUCAAAAUGUGAAAGGAAUGGAUUGGUGAAAGCUCAGAUAGCUCUUGAGGAAGCAUCACAGCAGCUUGUUGAAAAAGAAAGGGAGAAGAAUCAAGGGUUUGACUUUGAUUCAUUUAUAGCAGGAACCAUUCAACUUAGUUUACAACAUGAGUCUACUGAUGUUGAUAAAUUAAAUGACUUGAAUAGCUCAGUGUCCCAACUGGAAUUGAAAGCCUUAAUAUCAAAGUCAGUAAGCAGAGAGAAACAGGAAAAAGGAAUGGCCAACUUGGCACAGUUGGAAGCGCUGUACCAAACUUCUUGGGAUAGCCAGUUUGUAAGUGAUGGGGAGGAGUGCUUCCUCAUAGAUCAGUUUUGUUGUGAAGUCAGGAAAGAUGAACAAAUUGAAAAAGAAAACACUUACACCAGUUAUUUGGACAAGUUCUUUAGUAAGAAAGAAGAUACAGAAAUGCUAGAAACUGAGCCAGUAGAAGAUGGGAAGCUUGGGGAGAAGGAAAGAGAAGAGAGCUUUCUUAGUAACAGUGGGGAGUUUCUCUUUAACAAGCAGUUAGAGGCUAUAGGUAUCCCUCAGUUUCACAGUCCUGUUGGUUCACCACUUAAAUCAAUUCAGGCCACAUUAACACCUUCUGCUAUGAAAUCAUCUCCCCAAAUUCCCCAUAAAACAUACAGCAGCAUUCUGAAACAUCUAAAUUAAAACACUCAGCAGACAUUUUUUUGGUAUUCUUCAUGAGAUGUUUUUGUCUUUUUUAUUACUAGUGUAAGUAAUUUUUUUACUUGAAUCAGAUGGUGUAAUUUUGGUAUGGAUUUCAUUAGCUUUCUGUUUACCAUCAUUUUUACAAUCCAGAAUUAAUUUCUAUACAUGAGUUAGUUUUUUGUUUUUAAACUGGCAUGUCGUUUGCACACAAAAUAAAAGAAUAGAGCAGAAUAAUGCAAAAUGUAGGAGGAAACAGAAAAAAAUGCACUAAACCAAGUAAAAACAUUCUGUCAGUAAAACAGUUGUCCAUGUUUUGCAGAAAAAAGAAUCUUGCCUUGAAAUUUACACAGUGAGACUGUACAUAAUUGCAUGAAAAUAUCUAUUUUUCCCUGAAACAUUUUUUCAUUCGUGUAUUAGUUUUUCAUACUGUAAACAUUUCUUAGACACAUGAUACCAGCAGCAACUGAAAAUGAAUGCAGAAUUUGGUACGCAUGUGUUAUCUACCUCAAGGUAACAGCAGUAUGUGGCAAAACAUUAAUCACCCAUAGUGCUUCUCAUUAUGCACUUCUCUUUAGCCAGCAUUAUCAUAGUAGCUAUUUUUCCUGAAAAAUCAUUCAAUAUUUAUAAAUGUUCUGGUAUGCAUUCUUUAUAGUGAAGUGUUAAUAUGUGGCACUUUUAUUUAUUUUAACAAAUAAAUGUUUUCUGUAAUUACAGAAAGUCAACUUAAUUUUUGAAGUUACUUGGCAGAUAAGGUUUUUGUUUAGCACUAUGGUUUAUUGCCUACAUAUCUGAAUAUAUAAUAACAUUGGCUUAUUCUGAGGCUGUCCAAUACAUCUAUUUUUUUUUAAGUUUUCAUUUCAAGUAAAGCACUCACUGUGUAUAGGAAUUUGUAAUUUGGGGGUGCUUGAUCUCUCUACAAAAAUUUAGGAAUUGCUUUAUUAUAAAAUGCUCCUAGAAAUCUUAAUUGUGUUCUUUUUUUUUUUUUAAAUUUUGUAAUGUUAGUUGUGUGCAUGGAAAUAAUUAAGGUACAUUAUUAUUGUAGGUUAAAAGUUCUAUAUGGUGAAACAUUUUGCUUUUACUGUAUGUUUUUACCGAAUAAUUCCCAGCCCCAAAACAAGCAUGAAUAAAAUUAGGUUAAAUGUAGCAUGUAGCAUCUUGGUCUUCUGGAAAUUUGUUUUACCUUCUGUUUUUUAUUUGUUUGUUGUUUUUUUGGGUUUUUUGGGAUACUGUAUGUAUUAUUGGCUCCCCUGUUUAAAGAAAGACAA